AGAUUUAUUUGCGCAAUGAAGAAUAAAGGUUAUCAUUGCGAUAUCAUUACAACGAGCAAGUCACGGCUAAGCAAGCAGUUAUCAAGCUGUGUUAGAGACCAUAAGUUAACUUAAUUUAAAUAUAAAUCUAAUUCCCUUCAACGAUGCACAUUUUUACUACCACCGUGUUGCUCGUGAGUCUAUGCAUAAUAGAAAGUGCCGAUAGUAGUGCCAGAACCAUCACAGGAAUCGACCAAAGAGAAGUGUGUAAAAUAAAAAAAACGUGUGUAAGUUGUUUACGCUUGGUACAUUGCUCUUGGUGCCAAAAAGAGGAAAAGUGUUUCUCAAAGGAGUUAGAGCCAGAAAAAUGCAGCGAGACAAAUGAAUAUACGGAUUACGGAUUCAGUCUGCAAGAAAACGCAAUUUGUAGUUGCAAGCAAGAAACAGAUGAAGCCCAAGAACAGAACUGCUUCCCAGAAGGGGCGGACGAAGACACAACGCCGCCAUGCAGCGGCCGCGGCGCGUGUGUGUGCGGCCGGUGCAUCUGCGAAACCUAUGAAAAUUCCACCAAGAUGGUAAUGGGCGAUUAUUGUGAAUUCGAUAACUUCUCCUGUGACGGCCCGGAGUGCAACGAAGGUCCCUAUGCUUUUGCGCAAGAUAAGGACAAUGAAGAAUCGUAAUGAAUUGCUUUCUUAGAAUAGGUAGAUUUGUGUUCAAUAAAUUUGUAUAGCCUUAGGCCAGAAAUUUCAGAAACAUAAAGUUUAAAUUAGAGAGAGUUUAAAUUACGUACUUAUGUUGUUAUAAUUAUAAUGUUUUACUUGUAAGUUGAAAAUAUGCAUAACUUACUAAGAUCAAACAACAAUAAAAAAUACCCGAAUUUACAAAACUUUUCAAAUGCCAUAAUUUCAUGGCCUUCGUCAGGAGAGUUUCAAUUAACUAAAUGGCGCUAUUCGAGUGCAAACGCUGAGAACUCCCAAAUCCCUUCAGUCAGAGGCGCCUGUAUUUUUUAAAGAGUUACCUCGAUUUCUCCAGGAUAUCACCAUCAUCUAAUAACAAUGGGCAUUCCCAAAUGUAAAUAUGAAGAACGAGAAACCUUCAUAAAAGUAACAAGGAACCUCAUUUUAUUUAAAGUCAAUAAAAAACGCUUACAUUAGGUACUGAACCGGGAACUAUGACGAGUAAAUACAAACCUACAUAAAUAUCACGUUUAACCAACCCAGUUAAUGGAAUACGGACCUAAUAAACACCCAUACCACGAACCUAUAAAUAUUUUAGAGGAAUUGGAUAUCGCAGCGUCUUGAGACGGAAGUUUUUCAGCUGGCUCCAAGAAGCUCAAUUAAGGAAUGAUGUGAGCGGCGCCUGUGGCUGAUGGCUCAUCGGUCUCGAGUGCCCCGUUAUGGUUACGAGAAAUUAGAUUUCAACAAGGCUAUUAUCUCUUCCGCUGAGACGAGUCUUUUAUUAGAGAUCUGUCGAACCCUAUUAUUCUACGAAUAUUUUCGGAAUACGAAGUUGGUGAAUUUAUGAUUAGGCUAUCGAAACUUCACGAAUUUUAUUCAUAAGUAUUCUAGUUUAUGUAAACGAUUUGUAAAGAUUUAUAAGUUUUUAAAUAAUGUUACAAUAAUGUAUCUUGUCUUGUGGUAACGUUCUAAUUUACCGUAAAAUCUGUUUAGGUAGGGGAAUAAUGGAUUUUUGACUAUUAAGGGAGUUUAAUUGUUUAGGUAGGUACCUUAUUAAAAAAUAGUUAUUUGUUUUACAAGGGGGCAAAGUUUUUGUUUAUCCGCUCGUGCUUAUAUUGAUACCCGAGCAAGCGAAAUAUUCCAAAAUUGACCCACGAGCGUCGCGAAAAUCCACGAGCGUUGCGAGGGUUUUAAGGCACGGGGGUUAAACAAACUUUGCCACCGAGUGAAACACGAAAUUUUUCACCACACCAACGACUCCAAAAAGAGGAAAUUACUAACUAUGAAAUUAAUUCAAAUUCCAAAAAGAAUCAAACCAAAUCAAAUCGAAAUGAACAGAAUAAAAAAAUAUCAUUAAAAAUCAUAAUUUAAAAGUCAAUUACCAGCUAAUACGAGUAUAAGGAAACAACUCAACAUGUGGAUAAAAUGCCACUUUCUCAUUAGUUUUUGAACAAUCAAGAGGGCCUUUACCAGUUAGUGUGGUGAAAAGAUCUUUAUUUUAUUAUAAAAAUUAGGUACUUAAAAUCCUAUAUAGUAAUAUCCCGAAGCGUAUACCUACUUUAUUAUUUUAGUACAGCAUAUUUUCGAUCGGAUAUUUUUUGAUUAACCAUGUUAAUAAUAAUUGGUUCCUGGUUCCCUGGAGGCUGGGUCGACCCGUCGUCUGGGAUGCCACGUCCGUGGAUACCCUCGCGCUGUCCCAUCUUCCAGGGACCUCAGCUAGGGCUGGCGCUGCUGCCGAUGCGGCUGAGCAUCUCAAGCGGCGCAAAUUACACCGGCUGCAUGUUUGAGCCGUUUGAAGUGGAGACGCUUGGGGCGUGGGGUCAAGGCGCACACGGUAUAUUUAAGGCAUUGGCCAAGCGUCUAAUAGACACAACGGGUGACCGGACGGCUGGGCCAUACCUCGCCCAGCGCAUUGGCGUUGCCAUUCUGCAUUAAUAUUGAAAUAAUAUAUUUUACACAAGCAUGACAUACACUACAUUAUAGGCAUCUAAAAUGUAGUAUAAAACAUGCUUGACAUAUAAACUUAUCAAAAAGAAGCCUACCAAAGCACUAAAAUAUAUACAGAUACUUGUUUUUUUGUAGAAAAGCUUUAAAAUUAUCUUAUGGCAUUCAAGGCAGAAACCUGUUUUUGCAUUUUAAAAUGAUUGUCCUCAUAAUUUUGAAAAAAAAAUUAUAGUACACUAUUAAUGAUAUCUUGCAUAAUAAAACACGGCUAUUUUAAAUGCUAUCAUUUAACUAGUAAACAUGUAAUCAAGAAAAGUCUAAAAAAAUAGUUUUUUCGCUCUACUGUAAAAUUUGACAAAACACAGAUACUUGAUUUCUGCGUAGGGCAGCCGAGUUUGCAUUUAAAUUUUUUUAUUUUAUUUAUUAUUGGGAAACAAACAGCGCAAAAUAAUACAUAUGUUUAAACAAAUAUAGAAUACACACAAACCAUAACAGUUUCCACUUAUAGAAUAAUAACAUUCUUUGUUGCUCAAACCAGACUUAUACAAUUUGGUUUAACUUCUAUGAAUUUGUAAAGUAGGUUUAGGUAAGAUUAUUAAACUUUAACAACAGAAAAUAAAGACGCUAUACCUUGCUUAUACUUAAUUUACAUGCAGCUCAUUAUCUUAGAGAAUACAAAUCAUUAGAUUUAAUAUUGCCAAUUUUUUAUUAUUAUUACUGUUAUUUAUUUAUUUAUGUUCUUAAUUGCAGAAACAAACUUAGGUAAGGUAGAAUUAAAUAUAUCAAUAUCAGAGUACUUCUCAUUAUAACUUUUGCAUGCUCUUACUAUACUAAUCAUAAUUUAUUUUUGUUGUUUUUUUUAGGCCUAAUUUUAGUUUAAUUUCCGAGAUAAAUAAAAUCAAAAAAUCAUAAUUAUGAUAUUAAUGAAA
Molecule: messenger RNA, 3529 nt
Organism: Cydia pomonella (codling moth)
Lineage: Eukaryota; Metazoa; Arthropoda; Insecta; Lepidoptera; Tortricidae
Product: integrin beta-1-like
Exons: 3
Coding region: 144-659 (171 amino acids)
Biological process (GO): integrin-mediated signaling pathway; cell adhesion mediated by integrin; cell-matrix adhesion
Cellular component (GO): integrin complex; focal adhesion; cell surface
Molecular function (GO): integrin binding
Source: RefSeq, a predicted model, not a curated record